AUGGGGCUGAAAUAUGAAGCACUUCAUGAGAACAACAUGAGAACAAGAAGAAUUUAUAGAGCGAAAAAAAAAUCCAUCGACCUCAGCCCUCAGUGUGUCUACAUAAAUGAUGUCGAGACUUCAGACACAUGCGAGAAUCAUCAAAUCUAUCUAGAAUCAAAACAUGUACUCGUAACUACAGAAAGUUUUGACUCUUUGGGCCAUGAAAAGCAUUACUGA
Molecule: messenger RNA, 219 nt
Organism: Clunio marinus
Lineage: Eukaryota; Metazoa; Arthropoda; Insecta; Diptera; Chironomidae
Source: the annotation of a GenBank genome assembly